AUGCACUGCUCUUACCGGGCAGAAGAGGAGGAGUUUGUGUUAGAAGAGGGAGAGGAGCAGGUCAAAGAGGGAGAGGAGCAGGUCAAAGAGGGAGAGGAGCAGGCCAAGAAGGGAGAGGAGCAGGUCAAAGAGAGAGAGGAGCAGGUCAAAAAGAGAGAGGAGCAGGUCAAAGAGAGAGAGGAGCAGGUCAAAGAGGGAGAGGAGCAGGCCAAGAAGGGAGAGGAGCAGGUCAAAGAGAGAGAGGAGCAGGUCAAAAAGAGAGAGGAGCAGGUCAAAGAGAGAGAGGAGCAGGUCAAAGAGGAGAAAGAGCAGGUCAAAGAGGAACAGGUCAAGGAGAGAGAGGAGCGUUGUUUGGUUAUGGACAAUAUUGCCUGUGAUGUUGAUGAGGUCCUGUGGCCCGACCCAGCCCGAUGA
Molecule: messenger RNA, 414 nt
Organism: Knipowitschia caucasica
Lineage: Eukaryota; Metazoa; Chordata; Actinopteri; Gobiiformes; Gobiidae
Source: the annotation of a GenBank genome assembly